GAAAUGGUGGAUCAACUCUUCAUGCUCUUCGGUGCUUGGAAGAGCAGUAUGGUGAUCAGUGGACUUCCUUCACUGUGCUGCUAAUCCAUUCUGAUGAAUGGAAGAAGAAAGUCAGUGAAUCCUAUGCCACAGUCACGGAACGCUUGGAGGAUGACCUGCAAAUCAAGGAAAAGGAGCUGGCAGAGUUAAAGCAUGUUUUCAGCUCUGAUGAAGCCUUCUGCAAAGUGAACCUGAAUUACCGCACAGAGAGCGGGCUCUCGCUGCUGCACCUGUGCUGCGUCUGUGGGGGCAACAAAUCCCACAUCAGAACUCUCAUGCUAAAAGGGCUGCGCCCAUCCAGACUAACGAGAAAUGGAUUUACAGCUCUGCACUUGGCAGCUUAUAAGGACAACGCGGAGCUGCUGACGGCGCUGCUGCACGGCGGGGCUGACAUCCAGCAGGUCGGGUACGGGGCGCUGACAGCGCUGCACGUCGCCACCAUCGCCGGCCACCACAAGGCUGUGGACAUGCUGCUGCAGCACGGGGCCUACGUGAACGUGCAGGACGCCGUGUUCUUCACGCCGCUGCACAUCGCGGCCUACUACGGCCACGAGCAGGUAACCCACCUGUUACUGAAGUUUGGAGCCGAUGUGAAUGCGAGUGGUGAAGUUGGGGACAGACCUCUCCACCUGGCUGCUGCCAAAGGCUUUCUCAACAUCACAAAGCUUUUGAUGGAAGAGGGAAGCAAAGCUGAUGUGAAUGCUCAGGACAAUGAAGAUCAUGUGCCUCUGCACUUCUGCUCUCGAUUUGGGCACCAUGAUAUUGUCAAGUUCUUACUGCAAAGCAGCUUCGAGGUGCAGCCCCACGUGGUGAACAUCUAUGGAGACACACCUCUACACCUUGCCUGUUACAAUGGGAAGUUUGAAGUUGUCAAGGAAAUAAUUCAGCUCUCAGGAACAGAAAGUCUCACUAAAGAAAACAUAUUCAGUGAAACAGCUUUCCACAGCGCUUGCACCUAUGGAAAGAACAUAGAACUUGUCAAGUUUCUUCUUGACCAGAAUGUUGUAAGCAUCAAUCAUCAAGGGAGAGAUGGACACACAGGAUUGCACUGUGCUUGCUACCAUGGCCACAUUCGCCUUGUGCAGUUCUUGCUGGAUAACGGAGCUGAUAUGAAUCUUGUAGCUUGUGAUCCCAGCAGGUCCAGUGGAGAAAAGGAUGAGCAGACCUGUUUGAUGUGGGCUUAUGAGAAAGGUCACGAUGCAAUUGUGACCCUCCUGAAGCAUUACAAGAGACCUCAGGAUGAAUCCCCCUGCAAUGAAUACUCCCAGCCUGGAGGAGACGGUUCCUACGUGUCAGUGCCAUCUCCCCUAGGGAAGAUUAAAAGCAUGACAAAAGAAAAGGCUGAUGUCCUCCUCCUCCGUGCUGGUUUGCCAUCACACUUCCACCUGCAGCUGUCUGAGAUAGAGUUCCACGAGAUCAUCGGCUCAGGGUCUUUUGGAAAAGUCUAUAAGGGACGAUGUAGAAAUAAAAUUGUUGCAAUCAAACGCUACCGAGCCAACACCUACUGCUCCAAGUCUGAUGUGGACAUGUUCUGCCGCGAGGUUUCCAUCCUCUGCCGACUGAACCACCCCUGUGUCAUCCAGUUCGUGGGAGCCUGCCUGGAUGACCCCAGCCAGUUUGCCAUUGUCACCCAGUACAUCUCGGGGGGAUCGCUCUUCUCCCUGCUCCACGAGCAGAAGAGAAUUCUUGAUCUGCAGUCUAAAUUAAUCAUUGCUGUAGAUGUGGCCAAAGGCAUGGAGUACCUCCACAAUCUCACACAACCCAUCAUACAUCGGGAUCUGAACAGUCACAAUAUUCUCCUGUAUGAGGAUGGUCAUGCAGUAGUUGCUGAUUUUGGAGAAUCUCGAUUUCUGCAAUCCCUGGAUGAAGACAACAUGACAAAACAACCUGGGAACCUGCGCUGGAUGGCCCCUGAGGUGUUCACCCAGUGCACAAGGUACACCAUCAAAGCCGAUGUCUUCAGCUACGCUCUGUGCCUCUGGGAGCUGUUAACGGGGGAAAUUCCCUUUGCUCACCUGAAACCAGCGGCAGCAGCAGCAGACAUGGCUUAUCACCAUAUCCGCCCCCCCAUCGGCUACUCCAUCCCCAAGCCCAUCUCUGCCUUGCUGAUAAGGGGCUGGAACGCCUGUCCUGAGGGGAGACCAGAGUUUUCAGAAGUUGUCACAAAGUUAGAGGAGUGUCUGUGCAAUAUUGAGUUAAUGUCUCCAGCCUCCAGCAACAGCAGCGGGUCCCUGUCUCCCUCGUCCUCCUCGGACUGCCUGGUGCAGUGGGCAGCCCCCCUCUCAGGGCCUGUCUCUGGAUGACAUGAGGAGGACCUUCCAGUACCCACCUGUGGACAAGAACGGCUACGUGUCGGACCCCUUGAGCACCAUGAGGUUCCACUCCUGCAGCAGCAGCUUGGAGGACAGCAGCUGAGGGAGGGAGCGUCCACCUGCCCCAGCCCAGCAUCACCGCGGAGCCCUGAGUGUCACACUGCCAUCCCUGGGCUGAACAGCUUUGGUGUUGAUGACAAAUGUCCCUGUCCUGAAUUCUGCUUUUGCAUCUCCCUCAGCUGACCACCCCGUGCCCUGCAGCACCAACUCUGACCGUGGGGCAUUGAAAAAGAGAAGAGAGGCAGGGCAGCAGAAGUUGAACUCUUCCUCUAGAAGCAAUUACAGAGUUAAUCACACUGAUAUUUUCUGGGGUCUUUUUUUCAAAGUAACAAAAGUUAUCUGCAAUACUGUCUGUGUGGCCAAGGCAGAGCUGCCUUCCUGGCUGAGCAGGAAUCUGUAUUUCCCAUUGAUGGCAGGGUUCUGUGAUGUGAUGGAGGAUGUUGUUUCUCUGCAGCCAUGAUCCCUGAAGCGGGCCUGCAAAGAGGCCUCAAGCAGUGUGACAGACAUGAGCUAUGACUGCAUGGUGGGCUCUGACAAUGGCACACCUGCCAUUACUUCAAUAGUGCUGAAGCAAUAAAAAUGGGGAAGAUUUCAGUAAGUAAAGCUUA
Zonotrichia albicollis (white-throated sparrow) is the source of this 3019-nucleotide messenger RNA. The record is from RefSeq and is a predicted model, not a curated record. NCBI's taxonomy places the organism in Eukaryota, Metazoa, Chordata, Aves, Passeriformes, Passerellidae.